AAACAAACAAACAAACAAACAUGCCUCUUGAAGUAAUUGGUGCUGGAUUUGGACGAACAGGAACUAUGAGUUUACAUCAUGCUCUUGACAAACUAGGCUAUCGUACUCAUCAUAUGGUGCGCUUAAUGUCAGAUCCAAAUCAAGAUCCAUCUGUUUGGAGUCGUGCAUAUGAUGAUCCUGAACAUCAUGAAGAUGAAUGGGAAUCUGUCUAUGGCAAAUACACUGCAGCUGUUGAUUGGCCCACAGCUACUUUUUAUAAAGAACUAAGUGAAAAGUAUCCUGAUGCCAAAGUGAUUUUGACUGUUCGAAGUGCAGAAUCGUGGUACAAAUCUAUGCACAAUACUGUGUUCAAGCAUGUAUCGAGCAACCGAGAAUCUGUAAGCAAACAUAACGAUGCAGUGGUUGCCAUGGUACGUCAUACCAUUCUUGGUGGCAUUCUUGAAAAGGAUGUGGACAAGAUUCAUGAUGAGAAAUAUAUUUGUCAGUUGUUUAAUGAUCAUGUUGAACAAGUGAAACGUACUAUCCCCGCGGACCGUCUGCUCGUAUUGAAUUUGGGAGAUGGUUGGGAGCCUUUGUGUCGUUUCCUUGGUAAGGAUAUCCCCGAUGAACCUUACCCCUCCACCAACACUGGUGAUGAUUUUAAUAGACUCGUCGAAGAGUUUAAGCAACGCUAUGCGUAAAUUAUAAUAAUAAAGACAUCAAUUUGAUUAAGCAGAAUUAAUUCAAUGUAUUUGUUGUAUUAUCAUGUACACUGUAGAGAAGCAUUAAAUGCGUCCUCCGAAGAGGCGAUAACAUAGUUUAAUAUGUUGC
Halteromyces radiatus is the source of this 810-nucleotide messenger RNA. RefSeq names its product P-loop containing nucleoside triphosphate hydrolase protein. NCBI's taxonomy places the organism in Eukaryota, Fungi, Mucoromycota, Mucoromycetes, Mucorales, Cunninghamellaceae. Bases 21 to 680 code for a protein of 219 amino acids. The record is from RefSeq and is a predicted model, not a curated record. The transcript has 4 exons.